Messenger RNA from Cajanus cajan (pigeon pea), 1369 nucleotides. Its product is annotated as phosphoenolpyruvate carboxylase, putative (DUF506). The record is from RefSeq and is a predicted model, not a curated record. Lineage: Eukaryota; Viridiplantae; Streptophyta; Magnoliopsida; Fabales; Fabaceae.
UAUCUCACUCAUAUGUAGACACCAUAUCAACAUUUCAACGUCACAUGUAAUAAUACAGACCCACCCCACCAUUACUCUACUUUGCCUAUAUAUGUUCCUUCCACAACCUCAGAGAAAAGGGUCGCAUAGUAUUCUUUCAGAUAUGGCUAGAAUUCCGGUGAGGUUUCAGAGAGUGGCAGCGGCGUUUGACGCUGACGUGGCACGUGUGAGGCUCUGCGAGAGUAGCGGCAGCGAGCACUCGCCGGAGACUUUAACCGAUUUGUCUUAUCUCGUCAAGUCCUUCAUGGAGAAGAACGAGAUUACCCCAGAAAAAGAAGAAGAACAACAAGUGGGUGGUGUUGAGUGCGAGGAAGAUCAUGAUGAAGAAAAAGAAGAAAAAUCUGAUUCGGAGAAGAGGGAAAUGUUGCGGAGUUUGUUUUAUGGGAAUGAAGGUGAUAAUGAUGAAAGGGAGGCCAAAGAAACAAUUAGGAGGGAGGUUGAAGAUGCAUGUCGUGUUGUUGGCAACAAUUCCAAACGCCGCUUGAUGUCACGCUUGAGGGAAAAAGGUUUUGAUGCUGGACUGUGCAAAUCCAAGUGGAAGAAAAACGGUAGAUUAACAGGUGGUGAUUAUGAGUACAUUGAUAUGAAUUUGAAGGGAAAACGGUACAUAGUUGAAGUUGGCCUUGCUGGCGAGUUUGAAAUAGCUCGUCCCACAAAUCAAUAUACUUCGUUGCUAGAUGUUUUCCCAUUGAUAUAUGUGGGCAAAGUGGAAGAGCUGAAGGAGGUUGCGGUGCUGAUGUGCGCUGCUAUUAAGAGCUCAAUGAAAAGAAUGAACCUGCAGGUACCACCAUGGAGGAGAAAUGUAUACAUGCAAGCAAAGUGGUUUGGUGCUUACAAGAGAACUACUAAUGCAGAUGCAACUAAAAGUGCUUCUGAGUCCUUAUUUCCUAAGAGGUCCAUUGGAUUUGAAGUGCUACCUGUGAAAACACACAAUUGCAGGGAUGUUUAUGUAACUAAGACUGGCUUCAGAAUUGGUCAUUUGACAACAGCUUUUAAUUCUGAUAGUCUUGGUGUGUGAUUGAAGUCAUAUGCAUUCUAUUUGUAUACAAGUGUUUUUGAUUGAGUCAAGUGUCUUGGCCAAGAGAGCACAAAAAGUCGUUGAGAAAAAAUUUCUCUUAUGCACAGCUCUGGCAUAUUUUUGUCUUAUAGGUUAGAUCAUAGAUGUAGUAAACUAGUAAGCAAGGUUCUAUGCUACUUGCUAGCAUUUCUUUUAUUUAUUUGGGAAGAUAAUGUUGAAGAGAAAGAAAAAAACACAUUGUACAGUUAAGAUAAAGAUAAAGAAUUGGUUUGUUGGCAAAUGGCAAAUGAUCUACGGUGUCUUCAAAUUAAA